UCCGUCAUCAUUGAGUGUGUUGCGCUUUAGCGUCAGCCACACUUUCAACGCUAUCCCCGUCUCGGAACGUUUUUGUAGCAUACUUUCACAACACUGGUUUUGUUUAUAUAUCCGUGUGCAAUUAUUCACCCAACGGGCCACCGUUUCCUGCUACAGAGUUGGUGUCUAUCGUCUUUUUUUACUUUUAAUGCGAUCGGGAAAUGAAAAUGUAACGUUAGCUAUCUGUUAGAGGUAGGUUAACGUUAGCUGUUAGCCUUUAGCCACUCAGGCCCGGCCGUAUGUAAGCACAAAGGCCGUGGACACCGCAUAGCUUUUUAACAAUGUAUCCUUCCUGGGGCAAUUAUGGGGCGCCCCAGUCACACGGCUUUGGAGGGGCUCCUGGAGCUGGUCCCCACCGGCCGCCUGGAGGUGGCCACGCCGCCCCUGCACCGGGGUUCGGCGGCUUCGAAGCUUCGUCCGGCGGCUCGAUGUUCUCCAGUCUGCAGGAGCAACACAGACAGCAGAUGCAGCAGCUGCAGAUGCUGCAUCAGAAACAGCUCCAGUCCGUGUUACACCACGGCAAUAAUGCUAAUACGUACGGCGGCGGACAGUCGGUCGGGUAUCCCGGAUCAACGUGGCAUUCAGAAGCAGCAGGACAUUCUGACAGCGGUGCUGGGGCACAGUCGUACUAUCAGAAAGACGAGACUCUUACCCAGCCGCCCAGGGGUCCACCUGCUCCCCAUCCUGGUCACCCACAGCCUCCACCUCUUCCAGCACAGCCGCACCCCAACGACCCCCAACCGGGCCCUCCACCUCCAGAGCCCCAGUCAUCCAAACCACCGGAGAACCCCAGUGCUCACAAAGCCCAAGAGGCCCACAACACAGAUCCAUCCACAACAGAGGAUGAGAACUCUUUAUUUUUGCAGGACCAACAGCAACGAUGGUAUAAACAACAUCUUCAAAACCUACAAAAGUUGAAGCAAGAGAAAGCCAGACAGAAUCAGAGAGACGGCGAUGGUCCUUUUCCGCCACCACCCUCCGGCAAAGCAGCUCCUCCUCCUCCAUCAGAACCACAAAAAGGUGCACCACCUCCACCCCCUCCAAAAGAGGAGCCCCCAGCACCACCUCCACCGCCUGACGAUGCAGGGCCUGAGGUCCCACAAGAUCCAGAGGAGGCUGCCCGCCUACAGCAGUUACAGGCUGCAGCAGCGCAGUGGCAAAAGGUGCAGCAACAGAGAGCAGGCCUACAAUACCAGGCCCUCAUGCAACAACAUGAAAAGCUUCAGCACAUCCUGGAAAAAUACCAACAGCUGAUACAGCAACCAGUAAACCUUCAGUCAAUGUCAGCUGAAGUGCAGUUGCGGCACUUUGAAACGCAACAGCAGCUGUUCACCCCUUUAUUCCAAGACUGGGACCACUCUUUUGUCCUGUGGUAUGAGCAGUUCAAGACUUAUCCCCACAAAGACCAAUUGCAGGACUAUGAGCGCCAAUGGAAACAGUGGCAGGAGCAGAUGAAUGCCACCAAUGCCCACCUUCAAGAAAGGGUGGCCACUCUUACUGCCCUGGUGCCAUUCCCUUCUAGCCAGUUUAGUAGUGGUAUAAUGGGGCAAUUUGGCCCAUACCCUGGACAAAAUGUGCAGAUGCAGCAGCAGCAUUCCCCACUUGGUGUUGGAUCAAACGCUCAAGGUUCUCGGCCAUCUGGUUUUGGGACACAUUCAGAAUCCCCUGCUGGACCCCCCGCACACAACAUAGGAGUCAGACCCCCGGGUCCCACCACGAUUCAGCCUUCAAGCAUCAACAGCAUCAGAGGUCCAUGUCCUGUUCCCAGCGAAAACAGCCCAAGAUUUGACCGGCCAAAGCAAGGUUUUGAUGAUCAUCCGAGGUUUGAGCAACCACAGCAGCGAUUUGAAGGUCCCCCAAGUUUUGACCAAUCACAGCAUCACUUUGAUGGCUCCACAAGGUUCAAUCAACCACAGCAGCGCUUUGACAGUCCCCCCAGAUUUGACCAGGCAAGGCAGCGCUUUGAUGGUCCCCCCAGAUUUGACCAACCAAGGCAGCGCUAUGAUGGUCCCCCCAGAUUUGACCAACCAAGGCAGCGCUUUGACGGUCCCCCCAGAUUUGACCAGCCACGGCAGCGUUUUGACGGUCCCCCCAGAUUUGACCAGCCACGGCAGCGUUUUGAUGGUCCGCCCAGAUUUGACCAACCAAGGCAGCGCUUUGAUGGUCCCACCAGAUUUGACCAACCAAGGCAGCGCUUUGAUGCUCCCCCCAGAUUUGACCAAUCUCGAUUUGGACAGCAGCCUAGGUUUGAGCAGGUCCCACGGCUUCCCAGCACUGCACCUGUUUUUGAACGAGCACCUGCACCUCAGCAAAAACUACAGCAAGUGCCCCAGCCCAACGCCCAACAAGUUACUAAACAACCUGCCACUAUAGAUCCCAAGACUUCUGGAAAGUCAUGUGGGCGGCCUCAGCCCGAAAAAGAAAAAAGUGAAUCAAAAUCAGCCAGUAAGGCCAAUGCUGAAGAUCUGACAGAUGACAACUUGCUUGCAACAGAAGGUUUUUUUGUCCAAAGUGACCCCAUUCCUCAGACAUUACAAACAAUACAGAAGUCUGAGGUAUUAGAUGACAAUAAUGCUUCUAAGGAUGACAAGGAAGUCCAACCCGGAAUCAGUACUCCUUCUGUAACUGGUCCUCCUAGUGGGACUUCAAAAGGUACUGCUACACAAAAUCCCCUCAAACCAGAUGAAAUAAUGACAAACAACAAACCCCCACUGGUUCCAAAGCCCCCUGUAAUCCAACAGAAGCCACAAGCUUCUGGCCAAAUGCUCUCAAGACCAGAUCCACCAAGGCUUCCCCCAGGGAGGGGACGUGGUCUGCCUCCAGUACCUGUCCAAGUGCAUGGACGAGGACGUGGGCAGAGGGGCCCUGGAGAUUUUAGGGGACCAAACACUGUACCACUUGGGGAGGACAUGGAAGAAAUGUCUUAUGACUACAUGCCACCAGAAGAGAAUGAGGAGGCACCCGAAGAGCAGGAUGAAUAUCACUGGCAAGAUCCUUCAUAUGAGCAGUGUGAUGGUGAGGAAUUGGAGGAGCCCUCUGAAGAAAUGUGGAUGCCAGGCGGACAUCACUACUCAGCAGAGGAAGAGUAUUAUGAGGAGCCAAUUGGAGGUCUCCCCGCAGGCAGAGGAGGCCCUCCAAUGCUAAGAGGGGGCCCGCCGAUGGGUAGAGGGGGCCCGCCGAUGGGUAGAGGGGGCCCGCCGAUGGGUAGAGGGGGCCCGCCAAUGGGCAGAGGGGGCCCGCCGAUGGGCAGAGGGGGCCCGCCGAUGGGCCGAGGGGGCCCGCCAAUGGGCCGAGGGUGGCCGCCAAUGGGCCGAGGGGGGCCGCCAAUGGGCAGAGGGGGUCCGCCGAUGGGUAGAGGGGGUCCGCCGAUUGGUAGAGGGUGGCCGCCAAUGGGUAGAGGGGGGCCGCCUAUGGGUAGAGGCGGGCCGCCUAUGGGUAGAGGGGGACCAAUGGACAGGUACUGGGAGGAUCCUGAAUCCGCAGAGUACUCCGAGGAAGGGUAUCCUUUCUGGGGAGAAAUUAGACCUCCAAUGAGAGGCAUGAGACCCCCGUUUCCACCUGGCCGGGGUCGUCCCCCACGUGGUCAUCCUGGUUUUAUGCACCAAGGACCAGGACGGCCCCCUCACCCAGCACAUGGUCCAAUGGAUCAUGAACCUUUAGACCAUGGAAUGGAAAUUGACGAUACCGAAAUGGAAGAUCCCCAUAGCCAUCCAAUGGCUUCCGACGUGGGACGAGGCAGGCGACGCGGGCCACCACCACCACCUCACAAAAUGAUGGAUUCUAUGGAGGAUUCGUUAUACGAUGAAGGCAUCGAGUUAGGGUGGCAACCACCACAUAGCAGAGGUCCUCCUAUGCCUCCACAUGAGAUGAUCGAUUCGGGAGGAAUGAGGGGGAGAACUAUGGGUCGAGGGAUGGCAAGAGGCAUGUGGCGGCCAGGUGCGACGCAGAAGGAAUCUGAAGAGGGACACAGUGAGGGUUUCGUUGAGGAUUAUCAUCACGGAGAACAUGGUUCUCACUGGCGGCCUCAACAGGACUACCAUCCUGAUGACUGUGGCCAUGACUCCAAGUACUAUGAGUCUGAAUAUAACAGAGGCCGCACUCCUCCUGCGAGUGACUAUCCUCCUCGCAUGCCACCACCACAGCCUUACAGAGAUGGCCAUAGGCCAGAGGAAAGAGAAAGAGGAAAACCAUAUCCUUAUGGUGAACAUGAUCUGGGUAGAGGAGAACUUAGAAUUCGUGAAUAUGGGGUAGACCCACCGUACCGACAGGGAGAUCCACCAUACCCACCCCCCAUAGCGCCUCCAGAAUGGGAUAGGCCGUCAAGACUUCCUCCACCCCCAGAGAGAGGCUAUCCUUCUGAAUUUGGGGAUCGCAGAGGCCGCUAUAAUGAGCACAGGGAAGAACCUCCUUUGGAUGUACGUCCCCCUUUGUCUCCGGCUUCAGCGGUCAAAAACUUGCAAGAGAGCUCCGUUGAUCCAGCAUCCCAAGGAACAAGUGGGGCAAAUGUUCUCGCUCUCUCCCAACGGCAGCAUGAGAUCAUCCUGAAAGCUGCUCAGGAGCUUAAACUUAUCAGGGAGUUGCAAGAGGGUAAGACACCUGGCACUGAACCUCAGCCUGCACCAACCGACAUCCUGUCCGAGCUUCCUGCUGGUCUUCUUGGUUUGGAGAUCCCACCAGACGUCAGGAAUGUUCUGAAGGGCAUGACUGCAGCAGCACAGACGGCUGUACCCAAACCUGUGUCCUGGGAUGCAAAGCCUGCUGCCACAGAUUACCAGCCUUCUCUCUCCAAACCGUCAAUGAUUCCAAAGACUGUGGAUUAUGGACAUGGGCAUGAGCUUGGAGCCACUGUUGAGCGAAUCGCCUAUGGUGAGAGAAUUGUGUUGAGGCCUGACCCAACACCAUCAGACAGGGGCUAUGAAAAAGAACCUCUGGGUCCCAGAGAUCCCUACAGCAGAGAUCCAUAUUACGACAGACGACUGGACCCUUAUAUGGACCGCCGGGAGUACAGCCGAGAGCGGGAAUUAUACAGAGAAAAGUUACAACCUGAAUAUGAACGGGACCGAUAUGAGAGGGAGCGAUAUGUCUCACGAGAGAAAGAUGACAGCAUACAGUCCAUGGUUGAAGAAAGAUCUCCACUGGCACCUCCCUCGCGCCCAGGAUACAGGGAGAGAGAGCGGGAUCUUCGAGAGAGGGAGAGAAGUGACAGUCGUGAUCGAGAUGAGCAUUAUGGGAGGCCCGGCUACGACAGACCUCCAUACGAGCGCACCGGGCUCGAUCGCAGUGUGCCUGAGCGUUACGGCCAUAGCUCCUCCCCUUACGACCGAAGAAGUUACCCAGAAGACCGAGGGCCUCCCACUGCUCCAUCCCUCCCACCUCCGCCUCAGCCGGCCCCACGAGUCGAGAGGAAGCCGGAAAUCAAAAAUAUCGACGAUAUCCUCAAACCACCAGGCAGAUCAUCUCGUCCUGAAAGGAUCGUCAUCAUCAUGAGAGGGCUUCCAGGAAGCGGGAAAAGUCAUGUUGCAAAGCUCAUACGGGAUAAGGAAGUCGAUUGUGGCGGUGCACCCCCGAGAGUUCUUGUUUUGGAUGAUUAUUUCAUGACGGAGGUUGAUAAAGUAGAAAAAGAUCCAGACACUGGGAGAAGGGUCAAAAACAAGGUCCUUGAGUAUGAGUAUGAACCGGAGAUGGAAGAUACCUACCGGAACAGCAUGCUCAAAACAUUCAAGAAGACUCUCGAUGACGGCUUUUUCCCCUUCAUCAUUUUAGACACUAUUAAUGACAGGGUUAAACAUUUCGACCAGUUCUGGAGCGCAGCCAAAACAAAAGGCUUUGAGGUGUAUCUUGCUGAAAUCACCGCAGACGCUCAAACAUGUGCAAAGAGAAAUGUUCAUGGGCGACCGCUUAAGGAUAUAUUGAAGAUGUCCAACAACUGGGAGCCUUCGCCACGUCACAUGGUGCGCUUGGAUGUCCGGUCCCUGCUUCAGGAUGCUGCUAUAGAGGAGGUCGAAAUGGAAGACUUCAAUCCUGAUGACGAGCCCAAGGAGCUGAAGAGAGAGGAGGAAGAAGAGGGUGAUCUGGGCUACAUUCCAAAAAGCAAAUGGGAGAUGGACACGUCCGAGGCGAAGCUCGACAAGUUGGACGGUCUGGGGAGCGGUGGCAAGAGGAAGCGUGAAGACAUGGAGCACCUGGAGGACUACCUUCAGCUGCCGGACGACUAUGCCACGCGCAUGUCGGAACCAGGAAAGAAGCGGGUCCGUUGGGCUGAUCUCGAAGAGCAAAAGGAAGCGGAUCGAAAGCGCGCUAUCGGCUUUGUAGUGGGUCAAACGGACUGGGAGAGAAUAACGGAUGAGAGCGGACAGCUGGCACAAAAAGCUCUCAACCGUACCAAGUAUUUCUAAGAAGAUAAUCUCCCCCCCCCCCCCCUUCCCUUCAUUAAAAGGUUUCCAGAAUGUGAAAAACACUGAAGCUUACUCGCGGUGGAGACUCGUCCGUCCCGCCAACGGUUAUCAUUUCUUAGUCAUUUCAUUCAUAUGCAGUACUUUUCCUUCUCGUUUUUAAACAGGCUCUCUGGGUAGUCUCUGAUCAAUUUGUAGGUUACAACUCUGUGCUGCUUCCGGUCAUGUAUUUGGUCUUCAGCCAUGAGUCCUGCUGUCUUUUUUACUCUUCAUGCUUUUUGUGCCGUUUACCUGUAGAAAUGUUUUCUUGGAUCCAUGUAUACUUGAAAAAACACAAUAAAACAUUCACAAAAUCAC
Messenger RNA from Pungitius pungitius (ninespine stickleback), 6788 nucleotides. RefSeq names its product YLP motif containing 1 (gene ylpm1). Gene Ontology annotation, cellular component: nucleus. The transcript is spliced from 22 exons. The record is from RefSeq and is a predicted model, not a curated record. Gene Ontology annotation, biological process: regulation of telomere maintenance. NCBI's taxonomy places the organism in Eukaryota, Metazoa, Chordata, Actinopteri, Perciformes, Gasterosteidae. The coding region runs from base 321 to 6434 and encodes 2037 amino acids.